Messenger RNA from Pyrgilauda ruficollis (rufous-necked snowfinch), 1872 nucleotides. Its product is annotated as nuclear receptor coactivator 1-like. Gene Ontology annotation, cellular component: nucleus. The record is from RefSeq and is a predicted model, not a curated record. Gene Ontology annotation, molecular function: nuclear receptor binding. Gene Ontology annotation, biological process: positive regulation of transcription by RNA polymerase II; cellular response to hormone stimulus. NCBI's taxonomy places the organism in Eukaryota, Metazoa, Chordata, Aves, Passeriformes, Passeridae. The transcript is spliced from 6 exons. The annotation marks the transcript as partial.
GCUCUGGAAGGGUUCUCCUUCACGCUCAACCGGGAGGGUUGGAUCGCGUUCGUGUCGGAGAGUGCUCUGGACGGGUUCUUCUUCGUGGUGAACCGCGAGGGGCGCAUCGUGUUCGUGUCGGAGAACGUGACGGGCUACCUGGGCUACGGGCAGGAGGAGCUGAUGAACUCCAGCGUCUACAGCAUCCUGCACGUGGGCGACCACGCCGAGUUCGUCAAGAACCUGCUCCCCAAAUCCCUGGUGAACGGGGUGCCGUGGCCGCAGGAGCCGGCGCGGCGCGGCAGCCACACCUUCCAGUGCCGCAUGCUGGUGCGGCCGCCGGACGAGGCGGGCGCGGAGCAGGCGGAGCUGCGGCAGCGCUACGAGGCCAUGCAGUGCUUCACCGUCAGCCAGCCCCGCGCCUUCCAGGAGGAGGGAGAAGAUUUCCAGUCGUGUCUGAUCUGCAUCGCCCGGAGGUUGCCGCGCCCGGCCGCCCCGGCCCCCACCGAGUCCUUCGUCACCAAGCAGGACACCACAGGAAAAAUCAUCUCCAUCGACACCAGCUCGCUGCGCGCCGCCGGCCGGACGGGCUGGGAGGAUCUGGUGCGGAAAUGCAUCUACGCCUUCUUCCAGCCCCAGGGCCGCGAGCCCUCCUACGCCAAGCAGCUCUUUCAGGAAGGUACCCGCUGCCUGGAUCACGGAAUUCUCUCCCCCCAGGACGCCCCCGGCCCGGGCCUGGCCCUUCCCAGGGUGAAUCCCAACGUUCCUCCGGCGCCGGGAAUGGCGCUGCCGCCUUCCCUCCCUCCAUCCAACGGCGCCGUCAUGGCCGCGCCCUCCGCUCACCCCGGGAAUUCCACCUCGGGCCAAGCCAAUUUCGGGAAUCCUCUGGGAUCCAACGUUGCCUUAAGCCAAACUCCCGGGAAUUCCCACCCUUUGUCCCACGGCAGCUCCCCCAUGAACAGCCCCGGAAUUCCGGCGCCGCAAUUCCUGUCGCCGCGGCACCGCGGGAGCCCGGGCUUGAUUCCCAGAUCCCGAGCUCCUCCCGGCAAUCCCUUCUCGCCAUCCAUGCACUCCCCGGCUUCCUCUUCCUCCUCCUCCUCCUCUUCCUCCUCCUCCGGGAAUUCCCGGCCUUUUCCCAACGCUCCCGUCAACUCGGCGCUUCCGGAGCCUCCGGCAAACCCGGGAUUUUUGAGGCAGCCAAGCUCCCAAAACUCUCCCGGCCGCGUGGGCGGCAAAUCCGACGCCAAGGACGCCAAGGAAAUCUCCUCCAUCCUGGGCGAGAUGAUCCAAGGGGACGGCGGCGGCGGCGGCGGCUCCGAGAAAACGCCGGAGCCGGGAAUGCCGCACGGAUCCGAGGGAGGGGACGGCGGGAAGUGUCCCCAAGGCACGAGCCACCGGCUGGUGCAGCUGCUGGCCAGCACGGCCGAGCAGCAGCUGCGGCACCACGCCGAUGCCGACACCAGCUCCAAGGAUUCCCUGGCGUGCGCCGGCAUUCCCGGGAAUCCCGGCCCGGCGCCGGCGUGCCCGUCCUCGCACAGCUCGCUGACGGAGCGCCACAAAAUCCUGCACCGGCUGCUGCAGGAGGGCAGCCCCUCCGACAUCCCCGCCCUGGCCGCCGAGCAGGACAAGAAGGAGAAUUCCGGCGGCGGCAAUUCCGGCGGGAAUUCCGGGAUGGCGGAGGCGGAGAAGAAGAAGGAGUCCAAGGAUCACCAGCUGCUCCGGUACCUGCUGGAUAAGGACGAGAAGGAGCCGGCGGCGGCGCCGGCGCUCAGCCUGGACGACGUCAAGGUCAAGGUGGAGAAGGGCGAGGCCGCCGAGCCGUGCCCGGCCGCGCCGGCCGCCGUUCCUAAAAUUCCCGCUGCCGACGAGGUCAAGAUGGAGGCGCCGGGACAG